CAAAUCAGGAGGUUAGUAGUUUACUGAAGUGUCGCACUGUCUUCGUGACUGACUGAUGUGCUGUGGACUGUGGUUAAAAUAAAACCAUGUCUGCCGGACAAUCAGAACAUGCCAGAAGAACGCAAAUAGCACCGGAACCCGAUGAGGAGAAAAAACUAGUCACUAGAAGUCCAGAGAAAUUUCUAGAAGGUUCUUCUGAUGCAGAUGUAGUUGAUGGCCGCAUUCUCAAGGAGUAUGGCGAGCCCAUCAAAUUUGAUCCAAGUUUUAAAGGUCCAAUAAAAAACAGGUUGUGUACUGAUGUCAUCUGUUGCAUCAUCUUUGUUGUGUUUCUCUUUGGCAUGGUCGUUGUCUCCAUCAUUGGCUAUGCCAGAGGAAACCCCAGGAGACUGAUCUACCCUACUGAUUCACAAGGCUCUAUCUGUGGUGUGGGCAAACAUGUAGACAAGCCUUACCUGUUCUUCUUCGACAUGGUCACCUGCGCCAAGAUGGGACCAGCCAUUGUGUCUGGAUGCCCCACCCCUCAGGUUUGUGUCAAGGAGUGCCCUAAAACCAACUAUGUGUAUUUACAAAAUGUGGCUGACAACGAUCGCUCAAAGUUGAUAUGUAGAUAUGACGUGGACCACUCUGUAUCACCAUAUAAAGAGAUGACCAUACAAAAGCUGGUAGAGAGUAACCUCUGUGCCUCGUACUACUUAGAGUCAAAGUCCAUUGUUGGCCGCUGCAUGCCCAUUAUAUUCUCCAAAGCCUUGGAUAUGGCCAAUGUCCUUAAAGAUGACGCAGGGAAAAAUAUAGUCAGAGCCAAUGGAGAAAGUAUCACAGGGGGUCUUAUACAGAACGGAACAUUGAGUUUGGCUGAGUUCUACAAACUGAAAGGUACAAUGGAACUCUUGUUUAAAGAUGUCAUAAACAGCGCACACUGGAUUGCUAUAUGUUUGUUGGUUGCCAUGGUGGUAGCAAUGAUCUGGAUUGUUCUACUCCGAUGGAUUACUACCGUCAUGGUCUGGGCCACCAUCUUGCUCUUCAUUGCGCUGUUUGCCUUUGGCACGUACUACAGCUACGACAAAUAUUACGAGCUGAAGAACAUGAACGCCACAACAGAGUUUGGUCUGCCGCAGGCUUUCAUGUUCAACUUCCAGUAUUUUCUCUCUCUCAAGCAAACCUGGCUGGCGUUUGGUUGUACUGGUGCAACAAUCCUCCUCAUAUUUCUCAUCAUCAUAAUGGUGCUGUGUUCUCGUAUAAUGUUGGCUACCAAGUUGAUAUCAGAAGCCAGUGUAGCCAUCAGCUACAUGUGGUGUGUCUUGUUCUGGCCACUUGUUCCUUUUAUUUUACAAUUCCUCAUCAUUGCCUACUGGAUCAGCAGCAUGGUUUUCAUCUCAUCCAUGGGUGAACCUGAGUACCUAAACAAUGGAACCAAUGAGGUGAACAACCUGCUGUCUAGGGUGCCAUGUGACCACACGGUAAAUGGCUCACUUAGUGAUCUGUGUAGUUUUGUCAAGUACGGAGGAGACAUGUACAAGACCCCCAUGCUAAUCUUCAUGACCUUCAUGUUCUUCUGGCUCAUCAACUUCAUCAUUGCCCUUGAGCAGAUGACCUUGGCAGGAGCUUUUGCCUCCUACUACUGGGCCUGGGAUAAGAAGAAGGACAUCCCUGCCUUCCCAUUGGGCUCGUCAUUUUAUAGGAGCUUAAGGUACCACAUGGGUUCACUGGCCUUUGGGUCGUUGAUUGUGGCAAUCAUUCAGCUGAUCCGAGCACUCCUGGAAUAUGUGAACAGGAAGUUGAAAGGAUCAGAGAAUAGGGUGGCUAUUUUUGUUCUCAAGUGUUUGCGCUGCUGUUUCUGGUGUCUAGAGAAGUUCCUGCGUUAUGUCAAUAAAAACGCAUACAUCCUGAUUGCGAUUCAUGGACGUAACUUUUGUACUGCAGCUAAGGAUGGAUUUUUACUAAUCAUGAGAAAUGUGCUCAGAGCUGCAGUCCUGGAUAAAGUGUGUGAUUUCCUGAUGUUGAUAUCUAAGCUGAUGAUCACAGGGGCUGUUGCAAUCCUGGCUUUCUUCUUGUUUCAAGGGAAGAUUCCACUCUUUGCUGAAGUUAUUCCACACAUGAAUUACUUUUUGUUUCCUGUUCUUCUGACAGCUAUAGGUACCUACCUCAUCAGUGACAGCUUCUUUGAUGUUUACAGUAUGGCUGUGGAUACAAUCUUCCUGUGUUUCUUGGAAGAUUGUGAGAGAAACGAUGGUUCAGCGGAGAAGCCUUACUUCAUGUCCAAAACUAAGAACUUGAAGCGGAUGUUGCACAAGUAAAACCCCCCCAUCAGAUUCUUGUAGGAUUUAUUUUUCUUUGUAAUCAAAGGUAGUUGAGAUAAAAUUUGAUGUAUAGAUUCAAUGGAGGUGUGUAUUUUUUUCUCUUUAUGUUACUUCAUUAAUUUUAUUCAUUUAUUUGCAUUGAUAUUUACUCAACAUUUGUUCAGAAGUUGAUAUUUUUGUUUUACUCUAAGGUUGAAGGUUUUGUUCUAUUUUUAAACUAAAAAUUGUAUGUAACAAAAUUGAGGUAUAUAUCUAGGCUUAAAAGUGAUCAUCACACACCUUGUGGUUGUGGGUCAUUAAAUAAAGCAGGGUCUAUGUCUUCAGUCCUAAUUGUAAUAUUUUAGCUGAAAUAACUUAUGGCUACAUCACAUGAAAAUUUACUAUAUGAAUAAAUAUCUAUCUUUAAAUUAGUUUCUAUCCUACCAAAACAAGUAGUUUGGGAAACUUGAAUGUCUUGCGAAAUGUUUUAAUCAACACAGGAGGAAGGAAUCUCUAAUGUUCUUGUAUUGCUGUACCCUCUUUGAUAAACACUAUUGACUUUCAUGUGAAAAAAAAGUAAACGUUUUCAGUGUAUAUGAAUUUAAUGACAUUGCAUGAAUUUCAAAUUAUUUUAAAAUAUUUUUUAAACAUGUGUAUGAUUUUCUUUAACUGCAAAUAUACUCAGUUAAAAAUGAUUUAAUAUCACUUUUAGACUUUUGUAUCAUAACACAUUAAAAGAUGACACGGUAAAGGAUUUUAACCAAUGCUACUUUCAUUUUUACUCCCUUUUAAAUGCUUUUGAUUAAUAUUUUUAAAAUUUCUGUUUUUUUUUUUUAAAUUUGUGCAUUUGUAAUUUAUAUCUCACCAAUGUUAUGUAGUAUUGAUCUUAUGAAACAAUCUUGUAACUUGAUAGUAAAAGCUUAAAUAGAAAAAUUCUGUUUAGUCUACUCUGCCCCACCUAGUUUAAAAUAUGUUACAUUAUUUUAAUUGUUCCUCUGUUAAAGAUCAGUCUAGUCUUCAUUUGUUGACAUUAUCAAUACACUUUGAUAUUGCUGACAAGAAUUUUUUUUUUUAUAUCAUUCUAACCUUAGAAACCGUCAGCUUCUUGUUGUAUUUUUAUUGCAUGUUAACCAAUUGACAUUAAUUUAAAAAACACUAUGCUGUUCCUAGAGAAAGUAAAAAUUUCUUUUUGCAUUUCCAAAAUCUAGAUCUAAAUGUAUGUCCUCUAUAAUGAAUUAAAUUGUAGUUUUUUUUAAAAAAAGUGCAAUUGUUAAUUUAUACUGCUGUGUAGUAUUUUUCCAGGGACACCUUAUUUUUCUCACUACCAUGAAACACCUUGUUAUGUUACUAACACUUAGAGUUAGAUGCCUCAUACAAGUAUAGAAUUCCUUUUAUAAUAAACCUAAUGUUUAGGUCAAUAUAGGGGGAGUUAACCCAUGCAAAUUUCCUGAUAUCUUAAUAAAAUUGUAAUGCUGUCUUCUGUCGAUAAAAAUACUAUAAACUAUGUUAUUAUUCUAUAAUUCAUUGUUUAUCAAUUUAUUACAUUUGAAAUGCCUUAAUUAGUACUUUCAAAAAUUAUAUUUUCAUUAAAGUUAUACAUAAAUUGUGUACAUGUUGCUUUUAUUUAAAAACAAAAAAAUAAACUUUCCACUAUAUUGCCUUUAUUUGCUCAAUUUUUUUAAUACUAUUUUGUAAUCCAAUUGCAUUAAAAUUUUUCCAAAUGGGUACUUGACUUAAAUUGGGAGAAGGCCGCAGGUCAUUGAUAAAAUAUUUUUAUAUACUUUUUACAACUUUCUCCUUAUUUUCUUCAAUGUAUGUCAUCUCAGUGAACAAGCAAACUUGACUUUCUUUACAUCCUCAUCAAUGCUUUUAUCUAAAAACUUUGAAUGUUUGUUUCAUUACAUUGCCUCAACUGUCUUUUACAUUUUUUUUUAUAUCCUGCAGCAACAGGCAAUACACUAGUGGUCAAAGAAACAGGUGAAGUAGAGUUCCCCUGCUUCUAAUCAAUAAGUUGCAUCCAUUAUUCAAUGGCUACUACUUCUUUCAUGUGGGUUUAGAGUAUUUAUCAAGUACUCAAAAACUGCUAUACUAAUCCUUUUUUAAAAGUGGCAUUUGAUUUAUCUUAAUCCAUCUUUAUUUGUGAUUUUUAAAAAAUUUUUGGAAGCUAAAUUGUAGAAAUAUUUAGCUGAAAUAGUUUGUUUUAUAUCUUAGUUAUCUAAGUUGAAUGUAUCUUAGCUAUUGUCUCAUAAGACGACUUUAUUGUUGAACAACACUUAGAACGCAGUUGUUGAAUAUUCAAGGAAUUGAAACCUGUAUGUCAUGAAACCCCAGUUUUUCCUUCCCCGUCCCUUUUGAUCUGUCUGGCAUUUGCUCUAAUUUUUCUUUGAAAUAUUUGUAUUACCCCAAACAAGUAAAAUAAACAGAUUAAAGUCAGACCAGAGUUUCAAAGAUGUGACGACCUCCCAAAAAAAAAAACAACCUAUUAUUAUAAACAAAAUUAACUUGUGUUCAGCUUUUUUAUUCUUCUCCCCAUCCAAUCACAACCACACAUCCAUUAUCAACCCCAGGGGAUAAUAAAUUACAAAUUCAAAUUUUGUUUCUAGCAUGAAGUUACUUUUUUUAAAGUUUUCAAGUAUAAAUUUUAGCAUGUCUUUUGUAUAACUUUUUAAAUUCUCACUUUUUCAUAAUUAAAUUUCAGAGAAUCUGGA
This is a messenger RNA of Physella acuta, 4984 nucleotides long. Its product is annotated as choline transporter-like protein 2. The record is from RefSeq and is a predicted model, not a curated record. Gene Ontology annotation, cellular component: membrane. Gene Ontology annotation, molecular function: transmembrane transporter activity. Gene Ontology annotation, biological process: transmembrane transport. NCBI's taxonomy places the organism in Eukaryota, Metazoa, Mollusca, Gastropoda, Physidae.